AUGAUAAGGAAUGAAAAUGUUCGUAAAAUCGAUGAUUACAAGAUUAUGUUGAAUGAAUUGGUGGGAAAAGGAGCAUAUGGAUAAGUCUUUGGUUGUCAGUCAUUAAAAGAUCCUCUGCUCCGUUUAUGUGCAAAAGUAGGAAAUACAAUAUUUUUAGGUAAUGAUGAUCUCAGAUAAUUUAAAAAAUUAUGCAGAUAGGGAAUAAUAGAUUUCAGAAAUAGUUUCUUAAUAUCAAUCUAAUCAAAACAUAGUCAAAAUCUAUUAAGCAAAAUUUAUAUAAGAAUUGGAAAAAAAAUUGAUUAUUAUUAUGGAAAAAUGUGAUAUUAAUUUGAAAGAAUACAUAGAAUAAUAACAUCCACAAACUUUUAGUGAUAAUGAAUUGUUUGAUUUUUUAGAUUAAUUCUUAACUGGAUAUUCUGUUCUUUUUGAACGAGAUAUAAUACAUAGAGAUAUAAAACCAGAAAACAUUUUGAUUAAAAAAGAAAAAGAAAAAAUAAUUUAUAAGCUAACUGACUUUGGAAUUGCAAAAAUUUAUAAAGCCCAUGAUUUUCAUUUUACUAAAAUUGGCACUCCUGCUUAUGCAGCACCUGAAAUAAAUUCAUAACUUAAUGACCAAGAAGUUGUUAAUAAUUUUAUACAUUUAAAAAAGUUUUAACAUUCUAAAAGUUAAGUGGAUGUUUACUCAGUAAUAAUACAUUAUAAUACUUAGCUUGGUAUAAUUCUCUAUUAGAUGGCAUAUGGUAAACUUCCCUUUGAUAAACAACAAACGUCUAUAAUUGAAUUUUUAUAAAAAAUAAAAUCGAACCCUUUGAGAUUAGCAGGAACCUCAAAUUACAAGGAAAUCAUUGAAAAAAUGUUGGUAUACUAUCCUGAAUAAAGGAUGUCUUUUGAAUAUUUGUAUGAAUUUGUCAACGAGAAAAAAAAAACAAAAAUUACAAAUCCAGGCUUGUUUAAACUUGAUAAUAAAAAUUUUAAAAUAAAAGAGGUUGAGAGAAACUAACCGGUUUUCAAAAGAUAAUAACGUUUUGAUGGGUUUAGCAAUAUGGGUGAAAAAAAUUAACCUAUCUAUUAAAAAUUUCCAGAUCACAUUAAAAACAAUCAGUUUCCUUUUUAAUAUAAACCAAAUGAAAUUAAAAACAAUCAACCUGCUUUUUUAUAAAAACCAAAUGAAAUGUAUAGAAAUCAGUCUCCUAAUUUAAUAAAACAAAAUGAAAUUAAAAACAAUCAACCUGCUUUUUUUUAAAAACCAAAUGAAAUGUAAAGAAAUCAGUCUCCUUUUUUAUAAAAACCAGAUCAACUUUUGCGUAUAACAGUCAUCUCUCCCCAUUAAAAGAUAAAAGAAUAUAUGCAAUUUAUAUUGUAAUUGUAAAAAGUUUAAACUUAGAAAUGAUCAGGGAGAUCUAAUUAAGGAGGAAAUCAAAUUACGUUUUUCAUUUUAUGUUAAAAACUAAACUUUCUCAUUUGAUUAACUAAAAGAUUUAGUAAGAAUUUAUAAAAGGUAAAUACAAAACCCAGAUUAAUGCUAAAGCCAAACACAAUUUUUUUUCUACUGCAUACUUUGUCUUCUUGAUGGUAGUUAAGUUCAAAAUUAUUAAUUCCAAGAUAAGAAAAUAUUAGAUGAUAUUAAAAGAUUAUACAAAAGUUUAGUUGAAAGCAAGACUUUAGAUUAAUGA
Molecule: messenger RNA, 1673 nt
Organism: Paramecium octaurelia
Lineage: Eukaryota; Ciliophora; Oligohymenophorea; Peniculida; Parameciidae
Source: the annotation of a GenBank genome assembly